Molecule: messenger RNA, 276 nt
Organism: Racocetra persica
Lineage: Eukaryota; Fungi; Glomeromycota; Glomeromycetes; Diversisporales; Gigasporaceae
Source: the annotation of a GenBank genome assembly
AUGUAUUUUAAAGUUUUCUUCCUUGGUUUAAUCUUGCCAGUUAUUGCUCUUGCAAUAGCUCCAUAUAGGCGUACCGUUACUCUGACUGAACGUCAAUUAAUCACCCCAAAGUGCCCACCAUGCCCACUGCCUACUCCUACCGAAAUUAUGACUCAGCAAGAAAUGGAAGGUCCAGAGCGAACUGAAAUAGUCACCGAAGUACAACCAACGCACACUGUUACUGAAAUUGACCGUCAAACAGUCACCGCUACUGUUACUGUUACUACUAUUUUAUAA